Messenger RNA from Hypanus sabinus (Atlantic stingray), 4154 nucleotides. It is a transcript of the gene cyp27b1, whose product is annotated as 25-hydroxyvitamin D-1 alpha hydroxylase, mitochondrial. Gene Ontology annotation, cellular component: mitochondrial inner membrane. The record is from RefSeq and is a predicted model, not a curated record. The coding region runs from base 203 to 1594 and encodes 463 amino acids. Gene Ontology annotation, molecular function: oxidoreductase activity, acting on paired donors, with incorporation or reduction of molecular oxygen; monooxygenase activity; iron ion binding. The transcript is spliced from 10 exons. Gene Ontology annotation, biological process: glucocorticoid biosynthetic process; cholesterol metabolic process; cellular response to peptide hormone stimulus. Lineage: Eukaryota; Metazoa; Chordata; Chondrichthyes; Myliobatiformes; Dasyatidae.
AAUGUCCAUAGUUGGAGAGAUAAGACCGCAGCGUCUCUGUUGAUUGGUCAGUCCAUUGAGCAGUUUAUUCCCCCGCCACCAAGUGUUGCUUGACAGCCGGCGCUGCAUCAAUAUAAAACGAGCAGGAUGAAGGUACGUUGCGGAGAAGGUGGCGAAACCAGUACCAGUCAAAAAACACAAGAACCUGAGAACUGUGGCAGACAUGCCGGGUCCUAGCGCUAUACGCUUUGCCUACGAUCUGUUCUUCAAUAAGGGGAUGGCCAGGUUACAUGAGCUGCAGCUCGAGGGCAAGGCGAAGUAUGGGCCAGUGUGGAAGGCCCAUUUUGGUCCUAUCCUCACUGUACACAUUGCAGAUCCAGUGUUAAUUGAACAAGUCUUGCGGCAGGAAGGCCAGCACCCAAUCCGAUCAGACUUAUCAUCUUGGAAAGAUUACAGACAAUACAGAGGACACGCGUAUGGGCUCCUCACUGCGGAGGGCGAGGAAUGGCAGAAGCUCCGCAGCAUACUCAGCAAGCACAUGCUGAAGCCAAAGGAGGUGGCGGCAUACAGCGACAUUCUCAACAAGGUCGUCACUGAUCUGAUCCUCCAUCUGCACAGGCAGAGGGCAAGCAGCAGCCAGCUCCUGGUGAAAGACCUGGCCAGAGAGUUCUACAAGUUUGGGUUGGAAGGUAUCUCCGCAGUGCUCUUUGAGACCCGGAUUGGCUGCCUCAAGACUGAGGUUUCCAAAGAGACAGAAGAUUUCAUCCACUCAAUUAGCAUCAUGUUCCAAAUGACACUCCUCACCAUGGUGAUGCCCAAGUUCCUGCACAAAAUCUAUCCGGAACCCUGGAGGAGAUUUGUGGCCUGCUGGGAUUACAUCUUUGCUUUUGCCAAACAGCACAUUGACAGAAGGAUGGCUGAAAUUCAACAAAAGUUAGCAAGCAGCCAACCAAUCGAGGGCAAGUACCUGACCUACUUCCUGUCAUCCCAGAAUCUUCCAAUGAAAACGAUUUAUGGAAACGUCACCGAGUUGUUGCUGGCUGGUGUGGACACUAUUUCCUGCACGAUGUCGUGGACCCUUUAUGAGUUGGCCCGCCAUCCAGACAUUCAGGCAGCCCUACACCAGGAAAUAAAGGAGACGGUUGGCGACAAGACCAUCCCUUCCGCUGCUGAUGUGACAAUGAUUCCCCUUCUGAAAGCUGUCGUGAAGGAAGUUCUGAGGCUUUAUCCUGUAAUACCAGGUAAUGCUCGUGUGAUUCCAGAUAAAGAUGUCCAAAUUGGAGAAUACCUCAUUCCCCCAAAAACCCUGAUCACGCUGUGUCAUUAUGCAACCUCACGAGACAAAGAGAUCUUCCCCAACCCUGACUGUUUCCAGCCAACACGAUGGCUUCACAAAGACAGAAGUUUCCAUCCUUAUGCUUCCAUCCCUUUUGGCUUUGGGAAGCGAAGCUGUAUUGGCAGAAGAAUUGCAGAGUUGGAGGUCUACCUGGCUGUAGUGCGAAUCCUGAUGCACUUUGAAGUGAGACAGGAGGUUGAGGGCAGCAUUGUGAAGCCAAUGACCAGAACUCUGCUGGUGCCAGAGCAGGAGAUCAAUCUUCAGUUUAUUGCCAGAUGACCACAGUGAACAACUUCAACACCACUAUGAGAGUGCAAACCCGUUGAUAUCAAACCUCUUUGAAGCUCUACAGCGGUGGCUUUAAUUGGUGCAGCAACUUGCUGGGUUGAUCAUCUUUCUGUCUCUCACUUGUACAGAAACUUUGUUGUGGAAGAACCCUGAGGAAGCUUUGACUGAGCUGCUGGCACCACAGUAGAGUAGUGAUUAGUGCGACACUAUUCCAGGUUAGGGCAUUAGAGUUCAAUCCUGAUGUCCUCUGUAAGGAGUUUGUACAUCCUCCCCAUGGAAUGCAUUGGUUUCCCCCACGUGCUCUGGUUUCUUCCCACAGUUCAAAGAUAUACCAGUUAGUAUUCACAAUUGAUCAUUGUGAAUUGCCCUGUGAUUAGUCUAGGGUUGAAUUGGUGGGUUGCUGGCAUCACAGCUUAAAGGGCCAGAAGGGCCUAUUCCCUAUUCCACGUUGUAUUUCUAAAUAAAUAACCUCUAUUUUGACCACUGCAGGAGUCAUUGAUGGUUGUUGAACAGACAGUAGAACAAUACAGCACAAUAAAUGCACUUUGAUGUUAUGCCAACCUUUUAACUUACUCCAAGGUCAAUCUAACCCUUCCCUCCCCGAUAGCCCUCCAUUUUUCUAUCAUCCAUGUGACUAUCUAAAAUUCUCUACAAUGUCCCUACCACCACCGCUGCCAGCAUAUUCCAUGCAAGCCCCUCCCCUUAUAUUUUCCUCCAGUCACCUUAGAAGUAUGCCCUCUCAUGUUAGCCAUUGCUGUCCUUGGAAAAGCAUGCUAACUGUCCACUAUCUAUGUAUCUUACCACCUUGUAUGCCUCUAUUAAAUUGCCUCUCAUCUUUCUUCGCUUCAAAGAUAAAAGCUCUAGCUCACUCAGCUUAUUAUCCACACAGUGUCCUGCCAAACCAUCUCUGCACCCUUUCUAAAGUUUCCACAUCCUUUCUAUAAUGAGGUGACUGGAAUUGAACAGAAUACUCCAAGUGUGGUCCAACCACAGUUUUAUAGAGCUAAAACAUUACCUCACAGCUUUUGAACUCAACCCUCUUACUAAUGAAGGCCAACCCACCAUAUGCCUUCUUAACAACCCCAUCAACUUGUGUGGCAACUUUGAUGGAUCUAUGGACGUGGAUGCCAAGGUUCCUCUGUACCUCCACACUGCUAAGAAUCCUAUAUUCUGCCUUCAGAUUUGACCUUCCAAAGUGAAUAACUUAGCACUUUUUCAGAUUGAACUCUAUCUGCCACUUCUCUUAGCCUAGCUCUGCAUCCUGUCAGUGUCCUGUUGCAAUCUACAACAACCUUCUAUAUUAUCCAGAACUCCACCAAUCUUCGUGUCAUCUGCAAACUUACUACCCACCUCUCCACUUCUUCAUCAAAAUCAUUUAUAAAAAUUGCAAGGAGCUGGGGCCCCAGAACAGAUCCCUGCAAAAUGCCUCUGGUGACUGACCUCCAGGCAGAGGAUGCUUCAUCUACUGCCUCCCUCUGCCUUUCUGAAGUUUCCAUCCUAAAUCAAGGAACGACUGGCAGCUGCCCAGUCUAUUUCUUGGUUAGGUUGACAUCAUCUUCAAUUCCGUAGAGUCACAGAAAUGUACAGCACAGAAACAGGCCAUUCAGCCCAUCAUGCCCAUACAGAUCAGUGGGCACUUAUACUUACAAUACUAAUCCCAUCUUCUAACAUUUGGCCUAUAGUCUCCCAUGCCUAGGUUAUUCAACUGCUCAUCUUAAAUGCUGACAGCUUUUAAUGCUGACAUCUUAAAUGCUGACAAAUGCAUGACAAGGUUUCCUGUGGGGCAUCACCAAGGGCUGCCUGGAAGUCCUCGAAGCAUCCACAGACAUUCCCCUGUUUGUUGAGUGAUCUCUUCAAAAUAUAAGCUUUAUCAGCAUUGUCAAAUCUGAAUGGUGUGGUGUUCAGUCAGUCAUUCCAUAAAUAACUGGGGACUCCAGUAACUUCCAAAACAGUGGAUUGGUGUGCAAGUGUCUAAUUUCCCUCUCUCACCUUCCUGAAACAACUGAGUGACAUGUACAGUUUUUCACACUGAAGGAAUGGUUCAGUCAAAAUCACAGUUAGGUCAGUUGUAGGGUCCCUUGGAAGAGCCAAGAUGGUCAUGUUGCCGGAAGCUUAAAGACAAGGCGAUGAAUAAUGCUAUUAAAUGUAUUGGCACAAACACCUUUUUUGAAAAGCAAUUUGUUACUGCAGUUGAAUUUCCACCCCUGUGAGAAAAGAGAAACAGAUUUGCAUUUCCAAAGCACUUCUACAUCCCUUUGGGGAUGUCCCAAUGUGUUUUACAGUCAGUGCUGUUGCCAUGUAGUCAUUGUAGUGAUUUGGGUAUGUGAUUAAUGGUGUACCCCUGUCAAAUCUACAGUAUAUCUCCUCCUUUAACUGAUAACCUUUAUUUUUUCCCCCAAAAGUGAGUUUGGGGGCUCAGCUCCCAUUUUGGCACAGUGUUUUUCUAUUGAUCUUUUGGGUGGUGAUAAUCAUUAUUUGACAUGUUGCUCUUUUUGUUACUUGCAUUAAUAAUGAAUAAACAUGGCUUAGAACUAAAACUCUUUAUCAAUUU